This is a messenger RNA of Magnolia sinica, 1315 nucleotides long. RefSeq names its product ankyrin repeat-containing protein BDA1-like. The coding region runs from base 1 to 1167 and encodes 388 amino acids. Lineage: Eukaryota; Viridiplantae; Streptophyta; Magnoliopsida; Magnoliales; Magnoliaceae. The record is from RefSeq and is a predicted model, not a curated record. The transcript has 3 exons. Gene Ontology annotation, molecular function: protein phosphatase regulator activity; protein phosphatase 1 binding. Gene Ontology annotation, cellular component: plasma membrane.
AUGCCGAAAUGCUCAGUUUUUUCCCGAACCCCUUUGCACAACAUAGCUGCUCUAUUUGGGCACGUUGUGUUUGCAAAGGCAAUCUUAAGUAGAAAUUCGGAACUUGCCAGCUUAUUAGACUCUGAACAAUCCUCACCUUUGCACUUGGCAGCAGUGAAAGGGCAUUUAAAGAUGGUAAAAGAGCUCUUGAAGAUCAACCCUGAUAUGUGCCUUGUUUGUGACCAAGAUGGAAGGACUCCUCUCCAUGCAGCAGCACUCAAAGGCCCGGUGGAGGUGGUGAAGGAGCUAGUUCAUGCAAAUGGAAUAACAACUCGGGUUUUGACAGGUCACAGGGAGCCAAUUUUGCACCUAAAUAACCAUAAGAGAACUUUGCAGCUCACGAAGUUUUUGCUUACAAAAACUAAGAUGAGGGAUGAUGUGAAUGCCUUGAACGUGGACGGUCUCACAGCCUUGGAUAUUUUACUGGAUAACUGUAGCGACUCGAUGGAUAUGAAACUUGAAGGGAUACCCCAAGGCGCUAGAGCUAGAAGAGGAGGAAUGUUACAUUUCACGGGAGACAAUUGGGCAAUUGAACGAUUGCCUCCUACCAAGAAUAGGUGGAAGAAGGGUGAAUUAAUGGUGGUUGCAACAUUGAUCUCUACUAUCACAUUCCAAGCUGGAAUCAACCCUCCCUGUGAGUUUUGGCAGGAUGACAAUGAGAAUUCGCAGGACAGUUCUAAAAUCCACAGUGCAGGGGGGUCGAUCAUGGCCCAUAAAUAUUCAGGCCUAUACAUAUUAUUCACAAUUUUCAUUGUGGUAGCGUUCAUUGCAUCAUUGAUAGUAAUCUUAUUGCUGGCAAGUGGAUUCCCUCUCAAGCUACGUGCCUUGGUAAUGAUCACAUGGUUGAGCAUGUCUUCAAUGAUCGUUGCUUAUGGGCUAGCCAUUUUUACAAUCACCACUGGAGAAUCCUUUCGUUUUGGCUACAUCAUUCUCGGUUCAUUACUUGGGUGGCUCUUAUUGAAUGGUCUACUCUUUGCAGCACAUUCCUUUCACUCCAUUAUAAGGUUUUUGAGGAAACUUAUAUCCCUCAUAUAUGUGUGUAUAUACAGAAACAAGCCACUGUUAAUGAAUGUGACCAAUGUUAAUGUUGGGCACGAUGAUGUUGAGAUCUGCAUUAAACAAUACUAAUGUACAUGCAGAUGCAUAUAUGUGUAUUUAUAUUAACGUGUAUUGCUUUUCUUUGUUGUACCUUGGGGUUAUAUUACUACAUGUAACAUGGAGUUUGUGAUCAAGUCCUCUUUUCAAAUAAAGCUAUGCUUCUAAAGGCUACAACAUA